GGGUAAGUAGACUCGAAGCACUUUCGAGGGUAAUAAUUGAAGUGCUAUCAAGUGGUGCAAAGCCCUUGAUUCUAUCCAAUGCCACGGUCUCAGCUUCGGGAUCGAAUCCUUUUUAAUCUUCAAGGUCGGGAGGUUUUAUUUCUGGACAUGAGUCGGGAGAGUAAUGGAGCAGCUGAUGCUUUCGCUAGAGGCUCUAUGGUUUCUGGACAUGAGUCGGGAGAGCAAUGGAGCAGCUGAUGCUUUCGCUAGAGGCUCUAUGGUUUCUCGACAUGAGUCGGGAGAGUAAUGGAGCAGCUGAUGCUUUCGCUAGAGGCUCUAUGGUUUCUUGACAUGAGUCGGGAGAGCAAUGGAGCAGCUGAUGCUUUCGCUAGAGGCUCUAUGGUGACGUGACGUGAUUGCAGUUGCUCAAUCUCCCUUUCCUCCCCUCCCCCUUCCUCCACUUUUGCUUUUCUCUUCUUCCCUCCUCUUUCAGCACUGUGCUUUUCAUUCUUACUAAAUGAAAAACCACGGUAAACCGUUCAAAAAAUAAAAUAAAAAACAAGGAAGGAGAGUCUUAUUUUCUUGGAAAAUGUUCUCCCUGUUGGAUAACUUUCCCUUCAAAGACAUGGAUAACUGUCGAAAUGGUUUCCCAAAAGAAAUUUGGACGCAAGGGACCGGAAUCCGUUUGUUUUUUAGCUGAUUGUUGGUUAGGGUAUCUUUUUUCGUGGCCUUUUUAGCACUUUCCGUGUGGCUUUCAUCUCGUCCCAUUGGUCUGCUUCGAUCUGCCUAAUCAUCAAUACUCUCUCUCUCCAACAAUUCUCUGUCUGCAAUUCCAGACUCCAAUCUCUCUCUCUCUCUAAACACCCUUCUCUCUGCAAUUCUCUCUCUCUCUCAACAACCUUCUCUCUGCAAUUCCAGACUCCAAUAUCUCUCUCUCUCCAAACACUCUUUCAUGUAGCCAACGCCAUUGCUUUCUAUCUGACUCUGCAACCCCAAUUCUCUAUCUCUCAUGGCUCCUUCUGCUUCGUGCCCCUUGCUACAACUUCCAGCCCAGAGUCUCAAUUCUAAAGCUUUUCUCUUGAGGCCCAACGCCAAGAUAAUUGCGAUCUCAAAGAGAAGCAACCUGACAUAUUUUUCUACUUCUACUCCUUCUAAGAAUGAUAUAAGUAUUCAUGGAGCUUCGAGGUCUAGGUACGUUGGGGUUGUGUGCUCUUCUAAGGGAAAAGAUCCCGAAAUCAAUGAAGAUGGGGUGAAGCGAGUUGAGCAGCUUCUUGAAGAGAGAAGACAAGCUGAAUUAGCUGCUCGAAUUGCUUCCGGUGAAUUCACAGCAGAGCAAUCAUGGUUGGGGUUGCUGAACCUGGCGAAACUGAGAGGCACGCUUUCGAAAUUAGGUUUUCCUGGGAAGUUUCUGGCUGAUGCGAUUGCUGGGGUGGAGAGAAAUCUAAAAAUUGGGGAAGAAGAUGAACUCCAAAUACCACAGGCCAAAGGAUCAGCAGGUUUUAUCGGGAGCGCCCCGUUCUUUAUUCCAUUGUACGAACUUUUCCUCACCUAUGGUGGAUUAUUCAGAUUGAAAUUUGGUCCAAAGUCCUUUUUGAUAGUCUCUGAUCCUUCCAUAGCUAAACGUAUCUUGAGAGAGAACUCCAAAGCCUAUUCUAAGGGUAUUUUGGCAGAGAUUCUUGAGUUUGUUAUGGGCCAAGGACUCAUCCCUGCUGAUGGAGAAGUCUGGCGAGUUCGCAGAAGGGCUAUUGUCCCAGCAUUGCAUCAAAAGUAUGUUUCAGCAAUGAUAAGCCUCUUUGCGCAAGCUACAGAGAGGCUUUGCAGUAAGCUGGAUGCAGCAGCACAAGAUGGGGAGGACGUCGAGAUGGAGUCUCUGUUUUCACGGUUGACAUUGGACGUCAUUGGAAAGGCUGUGUUCAAUUACGAUUUUGAUUCUUUAUCAAAUGACACUGGAAUUGUUGAGGCUGUUUACACUGCCCUUCGAGAAGCAGAACUUAGGAGCAUAGCCGUAAUACCAACUUGGAAGAUUCCGAUUUGGAAAGAUUUAUCACCAAGGCAAAGGAAGGUUAACGCCUCCAUUAAAUUUAUAAAUGACACACUCGACAGUCUAAUCGACAUAUGCAAGAAAAUGGUGGAGAGCGAAGAAUUGCAAUUUCAUGAAGAGUACAUGAAUGAGCAGGAUCCUAGUAUUCUUCAUUUUCUUUUGGCAUCCGGGGACGAUGUCUCCAGUAAGCAACUCCGUGAUGACCUGAUGACAUUGCUUAUUGCUGGGCAUGAAACUUCUGCAGCGGUAUUAACGUGGACAUUUUAUCUUCUCUCCAAGGAACCAAGUGUCAUGUUGAAACUUCAAAAUGAGGUAGAUUCUGUGUUAGGAGAUCGCCUUCCCACGAUUGAUGAUAUGAAGAGACUUAAGUAUACUACGAGAGUAAUAAAUGAAUCUCUGAGACUUUAUCCACAACCACCAGUGCUGAUAAGACGUUCUCUUGAGAAUGAUGUACUUGGGAAGUACCCUAUAAAAAGGGGAGAAGAUAUCUUCAUUUCUACUUGGAACUUACAUCGGAGUCCUGAGCACUGGGUGGAACCUGAGAAAUUCAACCCUGAAAGGUGGCCCAUUGAUGGACAUAAUCCAAACGAAAUAAAUCAAAACUACAGUUAUUUACCUUUCGGAGGAGGACCCCGUAAGUGUGUUGGGGACAUGUUUGCAACAUUCGAGACUGUGGUGGCAUUGGCCAUGCUUGUAGGGCGUUUCAACUUUGAAAUGGCAAUUGGAGCAGAACCAGUGGGAAUGACAACUGGGGCCACUAUCCACACAACCGAAGGAUUAAAAAUGACAGUGACCCAUAGAAUCAAGGCCCCUGUAAUUCCUUCUUUUGAGAACCAGAUUCUUGCAGUGAAUGGAAACAAUACUUAUACAAAUGCAUCAUCAUCAUCACCUGGAAUAUCAGAAGUGGGCCAAGAGAGUAGCCAACAAGAUGAGGUUUCCACCGCUUGUACCUGAAUACCUUUGGUUCUAUUUGGAUGGGAGUAUCAAUCAUGUUAUUGAAGCGAAGAUGGGUGUAAUUUAAGCCACAAAAAUACAAAUGGUUGUAAUUUGGGAAGGGAGGUUCUUGGUGCUCCAUCAACACAUAGGCAAUGUUCACUUGGCCCCAUGCCUCUUUAAAAAGAAGAGCUGAGCACUAAAUGUGUUUAUAUGAUGUUGAGCUUUUGCUUGAUGUUCAUUUUGUGUAAUGAUUAAUUUACUGAGGCAAGGAGUUCUUUUAAAAAGAGAAAAGUAUUCUUUUGUUGUUACAUGGGGACAUGGCAUUUGCUUAUUAAUAUCAGGUUUUGGAUGGUGAUACUCGCAAAA
Amborella trichopoda is the source of this 3322-nucleotide messenger RNA. RefSeq names its product cytochrome P450, family 97, subfamily A, polypeptide 3 (gene CYP97A3). Gene Ontology annotation, molecular function: beta-carotene 3-hydroxylase activity; iron ion binding; heme binding. Lineage: Eukaryota; Viridiplantae; Streptophyta; Magnoliopsida; Amborellales; Amborellaceae. The record is from RefSeq and is a predicted model, not a curated record. Gene Ontology annotation, cellular component: chloroplast. Gene Ontology annotation, biological process: xanthophyll biosynthetic process.